UGAAUCUUGGUUUCCAGGAAUUUAUCCCAGGCGACGUAGAAAACAAUGGAACCCUAUUAGACCGUUAAAAAGCGAAGAAUCCACCUGCCCACCCUGGGAGUUACACACAUCGCGUAUCUCGAACUGACUCGGAAAGUGAGCUUAAGUGGAUACACUACUUAAGUGAGCCGCCUUUACCUCGCUUCAGCGACAAGGUGGGAGAGGAAUAUCUUCAUCUUGCUCCAUCCGAGCAGUCUGGAAACCGAUCUUGAUCAAUUCCAGUGUAGAAGUUGGCGGGCUGUGUACGUACUGCAGUGUUUUCCCUGAAAAAUCGCAGUGUUUGCUGAUCAACCACCCCGUGAAAAUAGUUUUAGGGCGUUUCGUUGCUUCGAAGUGUGUUAUCAUCAAGGAGCGGACGUCGUAGCGAACCAUAGAGUGUCGUCAUGAAGAAAACUCUAGCCUAUGGCGUUGUAAUAACGUUUGCCUUAUCCUUAGGCUACGUUUACACCUGCAACGAAGCCGUGUGCGGGAGUGUCGUGAGCAAAUGCUUGCUCACCCAGUCUUGCAACUGCGAACUUUCCAACUGCACUUGUUGCAAGGAUUGUUUUAACUGCCUCAGUUAUCUUUUUAGCGAAUGCUGCUCCUGUGUAGAUAAGUGUCCUACGAACACUGAUCAGACCACCAAAAAACCCAAUCUGAUCGAAUCUUAUGUGGAAGACUUUUAUGAGCCAGUACCUGGAUUGUUCCAAGCUUUGACUGAAAAGGCCGAUGAUCAAAAUAGAUGGACUAGUGUGACAUAUCCAAUCGACUUCGAGGUUACUGAGUACACGCCCAAGAAGCUGGUCAAAGUGCAUUUCAACAGAACGUUAAUAGACUUAACCAACAUCAACCAGGUCCAGAGUCCUAUAUUGGUAACAGAAACGAGUGAACAAGACGUCCUCCCAAAAACGAAUAUUCUCACUCUUAACUGCACUGUGGCUUUUAUGUCUCAAUGUUUGAGUAAUGCAAAAUGCAAGUCUACCUGCAUAACGAUGGGGGCCUCGGGCUACAGGUGGUUCCAUGACGCCUGCUGCGAAUGCAUAGGGGAAAACUGUAUCAAUUAUGGAAUCAACGAGAGCAGGUGCAAGGAAUGUCCAAUGGAUAGUACACAAGAAGGAAUAUCAGACGAUGAAGAACCCGACUAUCCUGAUGAUGAUGAGGCGAACGAAACCAAUGUCAAUGACGAAAACGACUGAGGCCAAUUUAGAUUUAAACUAACAGGCCAAUAUGUUGUACCUAAGACUUUGUAAAUAUAUUCAGAAACUAGAUGAUUUGAGGCUUCUAGAGCGCAUAUUGUUUGUUGAGAUUUGAUUGUAAGUAACUUUUUGUUGAAAAAAAGCAGAAUAUAUUAUAGUAUAAUAUCCAAGUAAGAAAAAAAUAUUUUGAAAAUAAGAAUUAUUAACUGUUAAACAUAAUUUUGUCAAUGAGUAAAAUGAAAUAUGUACCAUAAUAUAAAUAUGUAAUAUUA
This is a messenger RNA of Harmonia axyridis, 1486 nucleotides long. RefSeq names its product twisted gastrulation protein homolog 1-A-like. The record is from RefSeq and is a predicted model, not a curated record. Gene Ontology annotation, biological process: regulation of BMP signaling pathway. The coding region runs from base 423 to 1214 and encodes 263 amino acids. The transcript has 5 exons. Lineage: Eukaryota; Metazoa; Arthropoda; Insecta; Coleoptera; Coccinellidae.